CUGAACGCAGACAGCGUUGUGAUUUCCAGGCAGAAGGGGAGAGACCGUGUCGAACCAGCGUUCAAGCCGAAUACAGUGAUGUCUCAGCGGGACGAGUUGCUGAAGUCCAUCUGGCACGCGUUCACGGCUUUGGACGUGGACAAGAGCGGAAAAGUGUCCAAAUCUCAACUAAAGGUGUUGUCACACAACUUAUGUACUGUCAUGAAGAUCCCUCACGACCCUGUGGCUUUGGAAGAACAUUUUAAAGAUGACGAUGAGGGGCCUGUCUCCAACCAAGGAUACAUGCCUUACCUUAACAAAUUCAUCCUGGACAAGGCAACAAACAACUUUGACCGGCAGGACUUCGACUGGAUGUGCUGGACUUUGUGCUCCAGGAAGAACCUGGACCAGGCCAACUUGCUCAUCUCCAAUGAAGAUGCCUUCAAAAUCUGGUGCAUCUUCAACUUCUUGUCAGAGGAUAGUUACCCGCCAGUCAUCGUCACAGAAGAGAUAGAGUACUUCCUGCGCAAGCUGACAGAGGCGAUGGGGGGCAGCUGGGUGGAGGAGCGCUUUGAGGACUACAAGCUGCAUAUGCUCUCUCAGCAGCAGCAGCAGAGCAUCAACGUAUGGCAGCUGAUCACUCUGGUAGGCUCCGGACACUUCAGCAAGGGCAUGGACCGACAGACCCUCUCCAUGGGCAUCCACGAGCUCCACCAGGAGCUCAUCCUGGAUGUUCUCAAGCAGGGCUACAUGAUGAAAAAAGGCCACAAAAGGAAGAAUUGGACGGAACGCUGGUUCACACUAAAGCCUAACUCCAUCUCCUACUAUGUGAGCGAGGACCAGAGUGAGAAGAAGGGCGACAUAAUGCUAGACGAACACUGCAGCGUAGAGCCUCUAGCGGACAAGGAUGGCAAGAAGUGUCUAUUCUUCAUCAGAUCAUCACAAAAGAGUUUUGAAAUCAAUGCGUCGGACAAGAAAAAGAAGCAGGAGUGGAUUCAGGCUAUCCAGACCUGCUUAAACCUGAUGCGAGCAGGCCGUCCGGCGCCACACCGCGAGUCACGCCACAAACGGCGCGAGAUGCGCCUCAAGCAGAAGGCCGACCAGGAAGAGCUGCAGACCAGGAUGAAGGAGCUACAGACGGCCAACGAGGCCAAGCAGCACGAGCUUGAAGACAUGAGGAAGGCUCUCGACGAAGCGGCAGCUAAUGCGGCGGAGGAAGAGCGACGGCGCCUUCAGACCCAGGCCGACCUUCAGGACCGCUACAGGGUGGAUCUGGAGAGAGAGAAGAUGGUGAGGCAACAAAUGGAGGAACAGGUAGCCCAGAAGUCCACAGAACUCGAGCAGUACCUGCAAAAGGUCCGCGAGAUGGAGGACAUGUAUCGGCAGCUGGAGGAUGCUUUAGAGGAUGAGCGCCGUGCUCGCCAAGAUGAGGAGACAGUCCGAAAGCUGCAGGCCAGAUUGCUGGAGGAGGAAGCGGCCAAGCGGGCCGAGCUGGAGCAGAUCCACCUGAGGCAGCAGCAAGCCAUCUCAGAGACAGAGGCCGAGAAGCAGGAGCUGCACAAAGAGCGGCUGGCCAAGGACAAUGCUCUGAGAGACGCCAUGACGCAGCUGCAGCAGCUAGAGCUGGAUAGGCAGGGGGUGCUGGAGCAGUACCAGACGGUGAUGAAGAAGCUGGAAGACGCCACCAACAACACAAAAUCGUGGAAGCACAAAGUGGCUGAACAUGAGGGGUUCAUGCGCCUUAUUCAGCCAGGCUCCAAGGGACAUCAGAUGAUCACAAACUGGGGCCCGGCUGCGUUCUCUGAUGCUGAGCUGAGCCUGAGGGAGAAAAAAUGGCAGGAAAUGAAGAACCAGGAAACGCCGGCACAGUAAACGUCAACAACAACAAUGCUACGUUAGCAAUGCUAACACUGCCGUUCAUGGUAGGAAUACAAAUACUAUCAUCAGUGUCAUGCUUUACAUAUUUUUCUUACCACUAAACUAAAUGGUAAGCAUCCAAAAUUUUAGAAAAAACUCACUUUAAUAAACCCUGAAUUUCAGUAUUUUCUCUAUGAUGACCUUCCAGUCAGUGUACCUUUUGCUACUCCUACGUAAGAUUUAUAUGUAAAUAUAUAUUUUUGACUCCGAAUAAGUAUAGCACAUAUGUUAAUAAUAACUGGUGAACUUUUUAACACUGCUGUAGAAUAGAAUUAGAAUGACAGAAGUGCGUGUUUGGAAGUGUGUACUGUUUUAAGUUGUGAACAAAUAUAAAAUGUGGAAUAAAAACUUGUUGGAAAACUC
This is a messenger RNA of Corythoichthys intestinalis (scribbled pipefish), 2259 nucleotides long. It is a transcript of the gene swap70b, whose product is annotated as switching B cell complex subunit SWAP70b. The record is from RefSeq and is a predicted model, not a curated record. The transcript is spliced from 12 exons. NCBI's taxonomy places the organism in Eukaryota, Metazoa, Chordata, Actinopteri, Syngnathiformes, Syngnathidae. Gene Ontology annotation, molecular function: calcium ion binding. Bases 79 to 1851 code for a protein of 590 amino acids. Gene Ontology annotation, cellular component: cytoplasm; nucleus.